AUGCCUUACGGUAUGAGACACAUCCUUGUCAUUGUGUGCUACUUCAGCAGGUAUGGCUGGGCCAUACCCACGGAAGGAACCACGUCGGCGGAUGCUUUCAAGGGGUUUGACCUGUGGGUGUCUAACAUGGGGACGAGGCCCCUUGCCUUCUACCUCAACCUGAGGUCCGGGUUUGCAUCGACCGAGACUGUGGAACGAAUGAAGUCACUGGACAUCGCGUUGGUGGUGCUGAAGAAGACGGUGAACCCGCAGCCAGCGGAGACGCCGGUGGAGUCCAUGGACUGGAUGUCUCAGGUGGCAGGGGUGAUGGCGAACUGUCAUCAGCAGACACUAUACGUGUUGACAUCGAGCAAGGCAGAGAAGGCCAAGACUGCACCUAUCCCAGUCGAGAACACCCUCGAACUUUCCGCCACUGCCAUACCCGCAGAGCCGUCUGACGAGAAAAGACACCACCAAACCGUCCUACGCAUCUGCCCUGAAGCAGGCCGCUGCACCCACCCCAACUCCAACUCCGCCAGAGCAAUCUCGUCAAGCCCGCGAAGCCUCACGAAAGCACCGAAGCCAUGCUCCUCGGCCCACUACCUGUGA
Messenger RNA from Hypoxylon fragiforme, 588 nucleotides. RefSeq lists its product as uncharacterized. NCBI's taxonomy places the organism in Eukaryota, Fungi, Ascomycota, Sordariomycetes, Xylariales, Hypoxylaceae. Gene Ontology annotation, molecular function: nucleic acid binding. The transcript is spliced from 3 exons. The coding region runs from base 1 to 588 and encodes 195 amino acids. The record is from RefSeq and is a predicted model, not a curated record.